Messenger RNA from Mycotypha africana, 2829 nucleotides. Its product is annotated as P-loop containing nucleoside triphosphate hydrolase protein. Gene Ontology annotation, molecular function: GTPase activity; translation initiation factor activity; GTP binding. The record is from RefSeq and is a predicted model, not a curated record. The transcript is spliced from 4 exons. Bases 132 to 2543 code for a protein of 803 amino acids. Lineage: Eukaryota; Fungi; Mucoromycota; Mucoromycetes; Mucorales; Mycotyphaceae.
CUAAAAGAGAACGUGAAAAGGUAUAGGCCAAGAAAGAACAGCUUCGUAGAGAAGGUAAAUUACUGACCAAAGCACAAAAAGAAGCCCAACGUAAAGCCAAAUUACGUCAUGAACAAUUACUUGCUUCCGGUAUGGUUCGUGUGGAGGCUUUGGAAUCUGACGAGAAUAAACCCAAGAAGAUUGUUUACAACAACAGGAAGAAGAAGGGCCCUUCUAAGGAAGAACAGGAAAGAAAGAGGCUAGAAGCAGAGGAAAGAAAGCGUAAAGAAGAGGAGGAAAGAAAACGCAAAGAAGAAGAAGAGGCGAAGAAGGCUGCCGAAGCUGAAGAAUCCGAAGAAGAUGAUUGGGAAAAGGCACUUGAAAGCAGUGAUGAGGAAAAGGAAGACAAGAAAGACGAAGAAGAGGAAGAAGAUCUCAAGAGCGACUGGGACGCUUCUGAUGACGAAGAAGAAACCAAGGAAAAGGCCGCUCCUGUCAAGACUCCUGCUGACACUAAGCCUGCUGCUGCCGUCAAAUCUGCUACUGUCGAGAAAGCCAAACUUGAAAGCGAAUCUGAAGAAAGUGAAGAAGAUUCCGAAGAAGACUCUGACGAAGAUUCCGACGAAGAUUCUGACGAAGACUCUGAUGAAGAGCUUACAAGCACUCAAAGACUGGCACUUCAAAAGAAGGAAGAGGCAGCUGCUCGACGUCUUCAACGACAAAAGGAAGCUAUGGCGAACAGAUCUGCCGAAGACCUGCGUUCACCAAUUUGUUGUAUUCUUGGUCACGUAGAUACAGGUAAAACUAAAUUGUUGGAUAAGAUUCGUCAAACCAAUGUUCAAGAGGGAGAAGCUGGUGGUAUUACUCAACAAAUUGGUGCUACUUUCUUCCCUGCCGAAGCAAUUGAAAAAAAAACUGCUGUUCUUGGCGAUGCUCGUGUUGAUAAACUUAAGGUGCCUGGUAUCUUGGUCAUUGAUACGCCCGGUCACGAAUCUUUCACCAACUUGAGAAGUAGAGGUAGUUCCCUUUGUAAUAUCGCUAUCUUGGUUGUUGAUAUUAUGCACGGUCUCGAACCCCAAACUCUUGAAUCUAUCCGUUUACUGCGUGAUCGUAAGACACCUUUCAUUGUUGCUUUGAACAAAAUUGAUCGUCUGUUUGAAUGGAAGGCCAUACCCAACAAUUCUUUCCGCGACUCUCUUUCUAAACAAAAGCCUUCAGUCAAACAAGAAUUUGAAAAGCGUGUUGCUGAUACCAUUUUGGCUUUCAAUGAACAGGGUCUGAACGCUGAACUCUACUAUAAGAACAAGAACCUUGGUAAAUACGUCUCUUUAGUUCCUACAUCUGCUCACACUGGUGAAGGUAUCCCUGAUAUGCUUAACUUGCUCAUCCACUUGACUCAAGCUCGUAUGAGUGAAAAGCUUAUGUACAUCAGUGAGCUUGAAUGUACUGUUCUGGAAGUCAAGGUUAUUGAAGGUCUAGGUACUACCAUUGACGUUGUUUUGGUCAACGGUUGGUUACAUGAAGGUGAUCGCAUUGUUGUCUGUGGUCUAAAUGGUCCUAUUGUUACACAAGUCAGAGCAUUAUUGACACCCCAACCUAUGCGUGAAUUGCGUAUCAAAUCUCAGUAUGUUCAUCAUAAAUCUGUUAAGGCUGCUCUGGGUAUUAAGAUUGCUGCUCCUGAACUUGAAAAAGCUAUUGCUGGUUCUAGACUUCUUGUUGCUGGACCAGAUGAUGACCUCGAAGAUUUGAAGGAAGAAGUUAUGUCUGACUUGACUAAUCUGAUGUCGUCUAUUGAUAAAACAGGCCAUGGUGUAUGGGUACAAGCAUCCACUCUUGGUGCCUUGGAAGCUUUGUUAGAAUUCUUGAGAACUUCUAAGAUUCCAGUUUCAGGUAUCAAUAUUGGUCCUGUGCAUAAGAAAGAUGUUGUAAAAGCAAGUGUAAUGUUGGAAAAAGCACGAGAAUUUGCUGUUAUGCUCUGUUUCGAUGUUAAGGUAGAUAAGGAAGCCGAAGAACUCGCAGAAGACCUUGGCAUCCGUAUCUUCACAGCCGAUAUUAUUUACCACUUGUUCGAUAGAUUCCAAGAAUACCAUGCUUCUAUUUUAGAACAAAAACGUAAAGAUCAAGCUGGUGAAGCGGUUUUCCCUUGUGUUUUGAAGAUGAUUCCUCGUGCUAUUUUCAACAAAAAAGAUCCUAUUAUUUUUGGUGCUGAUGUCGUUGAAGGCGCGUUAAGACUUGGUACACCUAUUUGUGUGGUGAAGACAGAUCCUGAAACAAAAGCGCGUCAAAUUAUCACUCUGGGUAAGGUAACAGGUAUCGAACAGAAUCACAAGCCUUUAGAAAUAGUGAAGAAGGGUCAAGCCGGCGCUGGUGUUGCCGUCAAGAUUGAAUGCGCACCUCACGAAACACCGAAGACAUUUGGUCGUCACUUUGAAGAAUCAGACGAGUUCUAUUCGAGAAUCACUCGACAAUCCAUUGAUAUCCUUAAAGAAUCCUUCCGUGCAGAUGUUUCGAAGGAGGAAUGGGCUCUUAUUGUCAAGCUUAAGAGAAUCCUGGGUGUGGAUUAACCUUAAUAUUUACAUAUUGAAAUUUUUAUAUUGCUCAGUUGUAUUUCAAUUCAGAUAAGGUUGGAAGUAUUGCCAAUAAAUAUUGACCGAAAUCCCGUACACACUUGUCCCUCACAAUUAUAAAGGUUAACAUCACUCGAUCGCUUCUCCUUUUGUGCCAGUAAUAUAACAGUGCAAUUCUUCGUAUUAGCUGUAGUCGUUUUUCCUGAGUUUGUGCGUAACAUUAUUAUUAUUUCACUAUAACGAAUGGAUAAGUAUAUGACAUUGUUGCGUACCGUAUCUUCUG